AUGUUAUACACACAUAUUAACGGUGAAAAACGUUUGGAAAAGACUAAAUAUCCUAUUAUGUUCAGAAGGCUCAUAAGAACUUUGAAUAAUACAUGCGUUUUUAAUGCAAAAAGGGUUAGAUAUUUUGACAAUCAUUGCAAUGUGUGCAUGUAUUGUACCCAUGAGGGGUGUAAGCUUUUUAGAAUUAAAGUCCAGCUUCGAGACCAAGAGUUUCUGGCUGAAGUGUAUAGUUCUGGUUUAAAUUACCAUCACAAUCCAGAGGACAAUGGUCUCACGAACCAUGUAAAAAGGAUUCAGCGAGACUUACACAAAGAAGCGCUAAAAAAGACUAAAGCGUUUUCCUUCAGGUCGGACGCUGUUGACAUGGCAUCACCCACUCAGUUGAAUUGUGGUAAUUUGCAAGGCAUUAAAUCAGAUGACGUCGUCAGAAAAAUCAGAUCAGAGGCCAUAAGUGCCGAUGAUUAUGAUAAAGAUGAUUUUCAUGACCUUGUAUUGAUGUGUAAUGACAAAGAAAACAACUUUGUAAAGCAUGUCGGCGUACCGUCCGUUCACUGUUAUAGUAACGAGCAGUUGGACAUACUAAAAAAUCUGAUUAAAAAACAAAAACCAGUAACUGGGUAUUUGUAUGCAACUGGUACAGUGGUCAGGAAAAUUGACAAGAACAGCAAAAGGGUUCUGUACUAUGUUCUAGUUGUUAAUGUCCCAUUACCUAGAGACUCAAGUGUCACGUGUCCUGUUGUUGAAAUGAUUAGUUCAGCCCACGACAUUGCGAUUUCACAAUGGCGGAACGCUUUUAAAGAAUUCGUUUUGAAACACAACAGACUUGGCCAGUAUUCACAAAUAUCGUGA
Macrosiphum euphorbiae (potato aphid) is the source of this 849-nucleotide messenger RNA. The record is from the annotation of a GenBank genome assembly. Lineage: Eukaryota; Metazoa; Arthropoda; Insecta; Hemiptera; Aphididae.